Messenger RNA from Culicoides brevitarsis, 2094 nucleotides. Its product is annotated as probable DNA double-strand break repair Rad50 ATPase. The record is from RefSeq and is a predicted model, not a curated record. NCBI's taxonomy places the organism in Eukaryota, Metazoa, Arthropoda, Insecta, Diptera, Ceratopogonidae. The transcript has 7 exons. Bases 1 to 2094 code for a protein of 697 amino acids.
AUGAACAACAUCCUCAACCUGAACAUACGAACCUUGAGUGCGCAAAUGAAUGAAUUAUAUGCUGAGAAUAUGGAAAAGGAUCGCCAAAUACAAUUGUUGCGUGACGGUAAUUUAGAGUUACGUGAACAAAUUACGGAAUUAAAUAAAGACAUUUUGGAGUACAGUGAAUUGUUGGAAUUGAAAAACUUGGGUAGUAAGUUCGCCUUUCACAAAGAGAAUGAACGUGAUUUCAUAAAACAACAAACAAAUCAGUUGAAUGAGGAAAUUCGUAAAUUACGAGAGGCUGUCAACACAGUUUGUUGCGUGGAAAACGAAAAGAAAAAAUUGGAAAAGCACGGAAGUAGCAUGGGCGAAUAUGAGGAUACGACAACAUCCAAGGACAUCACAGAUCUGCCAAAAAGACCUUCAAAAAGCACAAAUGAGCAAGAUGCCAUCGAUCAAAUUAAACAAAUUCUCGUCUUGUCACAGGAUAUGGCGCAAGCAAAUUUCGACUCCAAACGUUACGAAGAGCUCAAAGAAGGCAUGUCGGCACUCCAAACGCGUCUCAAGGAAUUUGCCGAACGCAACAACCAACUUUGUGCCAUGCUCACGGAAUACGAGUCCAAAUACAAGGAUUUCGAAACGCAAAUCGGCAAAUUGUCUCACGAAAACAACGAUUUGCAGCAUCACAUUGACGAUGUGACAGACCACGUGACGCAACUAAAGCGUGAAAAUGCCAAAUUAUCCGAAUUGAACAUCAAGGCGACGACAGAGCUCGAUGUGAUGCGCAAAACUUGCAAAUGUGGCGUCUCUCGUUCAACUUCGACGCGACCUACCACGCCUCCAAAUCGCUAUUUAUCGCUCCAAAUCAAGGAUUUACGGAAACAAUUGACCGACAAAACGGAAGAAAUCGAAAAAUUAAAAGAUCAAGCGAAAAGACGCAAAAUCGACGUCGAUCGAGCCCUGAAACAAGCGAAUUCCGACAAAGAACGUUACCACAAAGAAUGCACGGAACUCGUUGAAGUCGUUGCCGAAUACAAAAGUCGUGUCGCGAUUUUGGAUCAAAAUCUUCAGAGAAAGGAUUCGGAACUCGUGAACGCGUUGGAAAUCAAAAAAUUGGCAGUCAUCAAAAGACAAGAAGUGGAAAAAACGGCGAGCGAAAUCGAGAAACGACACUCGGAUUUGCUGUUGCAUCAAGAAAGUUUGAAGCAGCAACUCGAGGAAUUGCGCGAAGAGUUGGCGCAUGUGAGAGAAGAGCAUCGAGAACGCGAAGGACGAACGAUGGAAGAACUUCAGGCAGCAAGACAAGCCAUUCGGGAUCAGCAAGUGAGGAUAACGCAGCAAGAAAUGAACUUUAAAUUGAUUUUAGAGACACGAAAACAGCUCGAAAAACGCGCCGAAGCCUAUUUGAAGGAGAUCAAGCAACUUAAAACCAAAUUGUCUGACGAAACGAACACCAAACAAGCCUUGAUGGAGCUCUCUGACGUCUUAGAAUCCGAACAGAAGCAAUUAAAGGACAAAUUAUGUCGUCUCACGAACGCCGAUCAGGAUCUCGGAAAAGCCGUUUCUGCCUUGGAAAACCUCAAACAGCACAACUACGACUUGACAAUCAUGCACACGCAACUGCAACGCGACUACAAUUUGUUGCGCGAAAAUCAUCAGCAACUACUUGACCUGCGUACACAAUCAAUCAAGGCACUUGAGACGAGUCAACACGUUCAGGAAGAAGGAGACGCCAAAGAAUCCUGCCUGCGAUCCAAAAUCGAAGAACUUUUGGGACUUAUUGCUAUUCUCAUGAAGGAUCGGGACUACUUGAAAGCCCUUGUGAGCGAAAAACAUCGCGAUAUCACAAUUCUUUCGAGCGAAUUGAGUUCAAUUAAUUUAACGAGUCAACCAUCAACCAUUGAGUACCCUACAAAGAUGCAUCAACCGUUCUUUCCGUCACAAAUGCAUGAAAUCCCCGCCGGAUACACUGCUGACACCCCAACAACUGUCGCAGAUGAACCCGAUGCUGAGGCAAAGUUAAGCGGAUUGCGCCAAUUGACGUCGUCGAUGCAACAAAUGAAGGAGGCGUGGAUAAAUGGCAUCCAAACAGCCAUUGAUGAGGCUUCUUGA